AUGGUGUCCGACAACAAGACGGUUAAUGGGCGAAGACCACGCUUAUCGGCCCCGGAUCCUCAAUUCGCUACGAUUCUUGUCGGCGAAGGUGAAGCCCAGCAACGCUUCGUCGUUCACGAACAGCCUCUGAUUCAGCACUCCAGGUUCUUCCGUGCUGCUCUUACGGGGGACUUCAAAGAAGCCCAUGACAAGAUCGUCGAGCUAGAAGAGGAUGAUCCACAAAUCUUCGAGUUCUUUGUGCAUUGGCUCUACUUCCAGCGAUUUCCUGAUCAUGGACGAGCUGCGGACGAAGGGUUGGAGAAGGCAUGGAUAAGCGAGGGAGAACAUGGUGGGCUUGGGAAGUCCGGCAAUCUCAUCCACCUCUACAUCUUCGCCGACAAAUAUCAUGUCAAAAAUCUGACCACGAAGGUUAUCGACGAACUUUUCUAUCACCUUGAAGACCCCGAGAUAACUCUGCCUUAUGAUGAGGAUAUCGCAUACGCGUUCGACCAUCUCAACAAGGAGUCACCUUUGUGUCGUCUCCUCAUCGAUGCGUAUUCGUACGGGGGCGGCGAAGAUCAUUGGAUCGAAGCCGAAGUUGCACAGUGGUCGAACACAUUCCUGGCCGGUAUACUGCGCCGCUAUGCACGAAUUGCACGAGGUGAUUUUUCAAAUUCGAGGGACUCCGGUCUCAACCUCUGCGAUUACCACAAGCAUGAGAGCGAAACAGAAAGACAGGCUUGUCUGACGGAACAAGAUGAGCGAGUCUGA
Dothidotthia symphoricarpi CBS 119687 is the source of this 750-nucleotide messenger RNA. RefSeq lists its product as uncharacterized. Gene Ontology annotation, molecular function: protein binding. NCBI's taxonomy places the organism in Eukaryota, Fungi, Ascomycota, Dothideomycetes, Pleosporales, Dothidotthiaceae. The coding region runs from base 1 to 750 and encodes 249 amino acids. The transcript is spliced from 2 exons. The record is from RefSeq and is a predicted model, not a curated record.